CGUUCGCUAUCCAUUCCCUAGCAACCCGGUUCUUGACACGGUUUUGAUUUUUAUUGUUUAUUGGUUUCCACCAGAACGUUUUUAAAUACUGGAUAUGGAGACUUCAGGCAACCAGCACAAGAAACCGAAACUGAGUAACGCCUCCGAAAACUGGGGGAUGCAAAGAGCUACGAAUGUCACCUACCAAGCUCAUCACGUUAGCCGAAACAAGCGUGGUCAGGCUGUCGGAACAAGAGGAGGCUUCCGUGGAUGCACGGUGUGGCUUACAGGUCUGUCUGGAGCAGGUAAAACAACGGUGAGCAUGGCUCUGGAGGAGCACCUGGUGUGCCACGGCAUCCCCUGCUACACCCUGGAUGGCGACAAUAUCAGGCAGGGCCUGAACAAAAACCUGGGCUUCAGCCCUGAGGACCGCGAGGAGAACAUCCGCCGUAUCGCUGAGGUGGCCAAGCUGUUUGCAGACGCUGGUCUUGUCUGCAUCGCCAGCUUCAUCUCUCCAUACAGCAGGGACCGGCUCAAUGCCAGGAAGAUCCAUGAGGCAGCAGGUCUCCCGUUUUUCGAGGUGUUUGUGGAUGCACCGUUGGAUGUGUGUGAGCAGAGAGAUGUCAAGGGCCUUUAUAAGCGAGCCAGGGCUGGAGAGAUCCGAGGAUUCACAGGGAUCGAUUCAGAGUAUGAAAAGCCAGAAGCUCCAGAGCUGGUACUGAAGACCGACUCGUGCAGCGUGAACGAUUGUAUUCAGCAGCUACUGGACCUCCUGCAGGAGAGGGACAUUGUACCUGUAGAUGCUUCCCACGAGGUGAAAGAGCUGUACGUCCCUGAGAACAAGCUGGACUUGGCUAAGGCUGAUGCAGAGACUCUGCCCGCCAUUGAGAUUGGCAAGGUGGACAUGCAGUGGGUUCAGGUGCUGGCUGAGGGCUGGGCCACUCCACUUAACGGUUUCAUGAGAGAGAGGGAGUAUCUGCAGUGUCUACAUUUCGACUGUCUGCUCGAUGGAGGGGUUAUUAACAUGUCGGUCCCGGUGGUCCUGCCUGUCUCUGGCGCAGACAAGGAGCGUCUAGACGGCUGCACGGCUCUGGCGCUGGUCUACGGCGGGCGCCGCGUCGCUAUCCUACGCAACCCAGAGUUCUACGAGCACCGCAAGGAGGAGCGCUGUGCCCGCCAAUGGGGCACCACCUGCAAGGAUCACCCCUACAUCAAGAUGAUGCUUGAAAGUGGCGACUGGUUGGUUGGAGGAGAUCUGCAGGUCCUGGACAGAAUCUGCUGGAACGAUGGCCUGGAUUCUUACCGCCUCACUCCUAAUGAGCUCAAGCAGAAGUUCAAAGAGAUGAACGCAGAUGCCGUGUUUGCAUUUCAGCUGAGGAACCCCGUGCAUAACGGCCACGCCUUACUGAUGCAGGACACUCGCAGGCGUCUGAAGGAGCGUGGCUACCGGCGGCCCGUGCUGCUGCUGCACCCUCUGGGUGGCUGGACCAAGGACGACGACGUGCCGCUGGCGUGGCGCAUGAGGCAGCAUGCUGCCGUGCUCGAGGAGGGCCUGCUGGACCCUAGCUCCACCGUGGUGGCUAUCUUUCCCUCUCCCAUGAUGUACGCCGGCCCAACUGAGGUUCAGUGGCACUGCAGAUCCAGAAUGGUUGCCGGUGCCAACUUCUACAUCGUGGGCCGAGACCCAGCUGGCAUGCCUCACCCGGACACGGGCAAAGAUCUGUACGACCCUACUCACGGCGCCAAGGUCCUCACCAUGGCACCCGGACUCAUCUCUCUGGAGAUUGUGCCCUUCAGAGUCGCAGCUUACAACAAAGUCAAGAAGGCCAUGGAUUUCUAUGAUCCAAAGAACCACCAGGACUACGACUUCAUUUCAGGCACACGCAUGAGGAAGAUGGCUCGAGAGGGUCAGAACCCACCAGAUGGCUUCAUGGCCCCUAAAGCCUGGACUGUUCUCAAGGAGUACUACCAAUCUUUGGAGAAGGUGUAAGCUACUCUGCGGGCGGAGGAACGAGGGGCGACAAAUGGUUUUGUUACUGUUCAAAGUGGAAAAAAAACAAGUUGAUGGGAUUAAUGGUCUAAUACAGGGCCCACUCCAACGUGUCGAGUAUUAAACUUGAUUUUUUUAUUUUA
Molecule: messenger RNA, 2112 nt
Organism: Trichomycterus rosablanca
Lineage: Eukaryota; Metazoa; Chordata; Actinopteri; Siluriformes; Trichomycteridae
Gene: papss1
Product: 3'-phosphoadenosine 5'-phosphosulfate synthase 1
Exons: 12
Coding region: 95-1969 (624 amino acids)
Biological process (GO): 3'-phosphoadenosine 5'-phosphosulfate biosynthetic process; sulfate assimilation
Molecular function (GO): ATP binding; adenylylsulfate kinase activity; sulfate adenylyltransferase (ATP) activity
Source: RefSeq, a predicted model, not a curated record